Quercus lobata is the source of this 1136-nucleotide messenger RNA. Its product is annotated as probable 2-oxoglutarate-dependent dioxygenase AOP1. Lineage: Eukaryota; Viridiplantae; Streptophyta; Magnoliopsida; Fagales; Fagaceae. The coding region runs from base 40 to 990 and encodes 316 amino acids. The transcript has 3 exons. The record is from RefSeq and is a predicted model, not a curated record.
AACAAGUGAGAAGAGAUCGAGCAAGCAAAACAACAAACAAUGCCUUCUCAAGAACAACCCAGACUCCCUAUUAUAGAUUUCUCUCCUAACAAAUUGAAAUCAGGUACAAGUCACUGGGUAUCCAUAUGCAACAAUGUCCGGCAGGCUCUCGAAGAUUACGGCUGUUUCGUAGCAUCAUAUGAUGAUAAAGUCAUCUCCUCGGAGCUUCACAAUUCUGUUUUUGAUUUGUUAGUGGAUUUAUUUGAUCUCCCUCUGGCAACCAAAACCCAAAACACUUCUGGCAAACCUUACCAUGGCUAUUUUGGCCAAAACCCAUAUAUGCCACUCAAUGAAAGCAUGGGAAUUGAGGACGCACAAAUUCUCAGCAGAACUCAAAACUUCACAAAUCUCAUGUGGCCUCGUGGAAACAAACGCUUUUGUGAUACCAUAUACUCCUACUCAAGGAUUGUUUCCCAAUUGGAACGUUCGGUGAAGAGUAUGGUAUUUGAAAGCUAUGGAGUGAACAAGUACUUUGAUUCUUACAUCAAUUCAACCACAUAUCUUCUUCGACUCAUCAAAUAUAGUGUGCCCAAUGAGAACGAGAGUAACAUUGGCGCCAUGUCUCAUACUGACAAGAGCUUCUUGACCAUACUACACCAAAAUGAUGUGAGUGGUCUAGAGAUCAAAACAAAGGAUGACAGGUGGAUUCAUUUUGAGCCUUCCCCUUCUUCCUUCAUAUUCUUGGCUGGAGAGGCAUUCACAGCUUGGAGCAAUGGCAGGAUAUAUUCCCCUCACCACAGGGUUGUUAUGAGAGAAGACAAAGAUAGAUAUUCGCUUGCAUUGUUCUCAUUCAAUAGCGGGACAAUUCAAACACCAAAAGAGCUAGUCGACGAUGAAAACCCACUACAAUUUAAGCCAUUUGAUCAUCAAGGAUUUCUUCGUUUCUACAGCACUGAUGAGGGCCAAAGGCAUCCGUGUACAAUCAAGGCCUACUGUGGUGUUGCCUUUUGAUAUAAAGAAGCUCAUGGUUAAACUCUGUUGAUUGAAGAGAACUUUGUGGAGAAAAAACUUGAUUAGAGUAACAUUUGAAAAGUAAAUGGAAUUUUGAGGGUGUUGUGUGCGGUAUAAUUUACCCCAUUCUCCUUUAAAAGUUACCA